Messenger RNA from Penicillium macrosclerotiorum, 1710 nucleotides. RefSeq names its product NRPS-like enzyme. The record is from RefSeq and is a predicted model, not a curated record. The transcript has a single exon. Lineage: Eukaryota; Fungi; Ascomycota; Eurotiomycetes; Eurotiales; Aspergillaceae. Bases 1 to 1710 code for a protein of 569 amino acids.
AUGCCUCAAAAUCAGGAUCGGAAAGCUUAUGACCCUGCCGGCAAGCUUAUUCCCACCAUCCUUGAUGAGCUUGCUGCAAAUGAGCCAGACAGAGUCUAUGGCACACUGCCAAUGUCUCAAACCGGAUAUGAAUCUGGAACUCGGACGAUCACAUGGCGCAAGCUUGCCAAUGCCGUCAAUGGCAUAGCCAGGUGGAUGACCGAAAACCUUGGUCCGUGUGAGAAUUUCGAGACGAUCUCAUAUAUUGGACCCCACGAUAUGGGCCACCACAUUGUUUGUCUUGCCGCUAUGAAAGCCGGCUACAAGGGCUUGUUUAUAUCUCCUCGAUAUGGAACUGUUGGAUCAGUACGGCUGAUGAAGGAAACGGGAUGCGAAAACCUGUUGGUCUCGCCUCUAGCGGACACUAAAACACGGGAUGCCCUUGUCGCCGAACAUGGCAAUCUACGGUCAUGGACUCUUCCGUCUCUCCUCGAUCUAUUUGAAGUUCAUCAAGACUUCCCAUAUCUCAAGAGCUAUGAAGAGGGUAAAAAUGAUCCUAUGUUUGUGCUCCAUACUUCGGGCACGACGGGCUUUCCUCGACCCAUCUUCUACCCUUACAAAUGGGGUGUGGCUCUCGGCCAACAACGGCACCGAACAGCAAUUUCAGGAUACAAACCUCUAGAGUCCACCUGGAUGGGUAAACGGAUUGUUAGCACCACGCCUCCUUUUCACAUCUCUUUUUUUUUGGUCGGUGUGAUUUUGCCAUUCUAUAGUGAAGCUACCAUCAUCUACCCGCCAGCCACAAUGCCUCCAACCGCAAAGACAAUCGCCCAUGUUGCCGAGCACCUACCAAUAGACAUUGUUUCCUUCCUGCCAAACAACGUGGAAGACCUUGGCUCAGAUAUCAAUCUCCAAGAGACGUUUAUUAAGGCAGGAAUCAAGUCUAUCAUCUGGGGAGGUGGGCCGGUAGCCCAAAAACCCGGAGCUGCGGUCGCAAAGCUCUUCAAUCUGUUCACCACAAUGGGCUCCAGUGAGGAUGGCAUAUGGCAGGCGAUUCGUCGAGAGAAGAAUUGGGACUCGUACCCAUUUAAUGGCAUGACCUUUCAUCCGGACCAUAACAUCGAAUUCCGUGAUCAGGGUGACGGCUUGUAUCUCGCUGUCAUAGUGAGAAACUCGGAUCCCCAAAAGAUACAACCGGUGUUUUGUCUCUUCCCCAACUUAACGGAAUACAAUACCAAAGACCUAUUUCGACGCCACUCGGGCUCUGGAAUAGACAGUGUGUGGUUCUAUCAUGGCCGCACUGAUGAUAUGUUGAUCUUCCCAACCGGGUUCAAGUGGUUCCCAGGAACCUCGGAGGAACACAUUCAGACAGGCCAUCGAGAUCUGUUUGAAAAAGUUCUCAUUACAGUUACAGGGAACAAUGUGGUAGUUUUGUUAGAGCCUACGGCCGCUCUUCGCCAGCAGAUGGAUCGAGCUCAACAGAGCGAAGACAAAGAAGCACUUAACGAACUACGUAACACGACUUUGGACCAGAUUUGGCCCACAGUGGAGGAUUUGCAACGAACUUGCCCGUCCGUUGUUUGCUUUACCAGAAGCCGAUUCAUCUUCACGGAUGCCGAUCGUCCCUUGCUCAGAACUGCUAAAGGCACUAUUCGACGCAAGGUAUCGGAGGAACUGUACAAAGACCAGAUUGAAGCUGCAUAUGGUCCCGAGAAGCAAGAGGUAUAUUGA